This is a messenger RNA of Scylla paramamosain (green mud crab), 13491 nucleotides long. RefSeq lists its product as uncharacterized. The transcript is spliced from 6 exons. The record is from RefSeq and is a predicted model, not a curated record. The coding region runs from base 240 to 11351 and encodes 3703 amino acids. NCBI's taxonomy places the organism in Eukaryota, Metazoa, Arthropoda, Malacostraca, Decapoda, Portunidae.
GGAGGUUGGCAAGCAUGCCCCGCUAGUAAACAGUCAGUCAGUCUGGUCUUGUACGCGUCAGAGUUAUUUUCUUCCUAGCUACCUUGUUGUAGUGACCUGUGAGGUGGCGUCACCAGGUGGAUGUAUACCAAGCAACGCCCCCUCCAGCAGCCCUCGCCACCUCGCCGCGGUGCCCUGAGGCGGGUCACGCACCCCAUGGACAUGUGACGGCAAGACUCGUAGCUUAACAGACUGGAAACAUGUUCAAGUGGUUGCAAGAGCAGAUCAACAAGAAGAAAAAUGAUGGGUCCUCUAGAUCUCAUGACAGCCAGUCAGUGGAAGUAGCAACUGAUGCAGUGGUGUAUGAUGGAGACAGCACCACAGAAGAGGAACCGGCCUACAUGGGAGGAAAUGCUCCAUCAGACCUCGGCAAGACGCCAGUCCUGGAGCAAAGGAAGGGCCCCAUGACUUGUGACACCGAGAGGGUCCUUACCACAUGUGUUACUGAUGAGGGUCCUCAGAGCAGUGAUGGUUGUCCUUCAAAGUGUGUCUCCCCUAAUUCAUCUGUGGAUGUCAAAAAUUUGUCCAGUAAUUCUUUUAGCAGCCUCUCUUCCAUGACAGGAGCAGAGGGAGUAGAUACUCACUAUCACUGCUGUCAAGAAAAUCCAAGCACUUCCAGCACACACAAGUCUACACAAGAUACUUCAUUUGCACAAAAAUUAGCUGGAAGCUCUCUCAGUCUUCAUAAGCAUAGAGAAAGUCUUUCUGCUUCUGAAAGCACUUUUGUCUCACAGAAACAUAUUGAAGACUCCAGGAGCCCUCAGCAGCAUCAAGGAAAUGUCUCCAGCUCACAAAAACACACAGAAUAUAUUUCUAACACACAAAAAUGUACAGCAAGCAUUUUCAAAGCCUCAGAGCUUGAUGCAUGCUUUAAGUCUAGCAACUCUCAGGACUUCAACAAGAAACCUGCUAAAUCAGUUCUGGAAAAUUUGAAAUCCUCAACAGCAGUCUCACAAGAUCCUCUUUACAGUCCUGAAAGCAGGUGUGCCCAUCAGAGAUUAAAUACUGUGGAGGAAAGUAGAAAAAAAGAUGAAGAACAGGAAAAUGCAACCUUUCAAGAUCCAAAGCGUGAGUGUACCUCUGAAGUGAAUGUCAUCCAGAAGUCAGAUAAGUGUGUGAAUGAAGCUGCUCUUUCACAUUUACAACAAUUAAUCACAUCUGAAAAGGUGAGUGAGAAUAGCCACAGCAAUGGGGAACUUCUUAGUCCUGCUGCCCCAGGUGGCAGUGUAACUCCUGCAGUGGCAACAGGACCACCAGACCAAGUUGGGGAUAUUGUGCCUGAUGUGCAGCUACAGAAAGAGCUCACUGUGAAAUGUGACAAAGGUUCACUCAAGGUGGAACAAAAUGCCAAGAAAGCAGUGGUUAAAGACAAAGCUUCUCAAACUCAGGCUGUCAAGUAUGAGUGCCCUAACCCGUACUGCUACCCUGAGGCAUGCCUCUACAAUCAGAAAGGAAGAAAGUGCACAGUACUAGAUGAGCACUUCAUAUUGACAUACCUGAGGGAAUCCCCUGUGUUGGUCAGCACAGCAUUACAAAACACAGAGAUUGGUCCUGUGGGGUGCACAAAUGUUUGGUGUUCGGGGAAGGUGUCUGAAAUUAGGCAUAUUCCAGAUGGCACAGAAUUGUAUUUUGAUGCAAUUGUGUCUCCAGGGAGAACUGGUUUUGUUGCCUUAGUUAUUUGGCAAGGUACAAAACCAACCCAUAGUGUGCAACCAUUCUACAAUUGCUAUGUAAUCAUUGAGCUAAUGAGAAACUGCCCUAUUAAAUUUGUCUCCUUCAGUAAGGAGAAUGGUGUUGUUUCUACAGUGAACAGUGGUAAAACAAUAAACAUUGUAUUCUCAAAGUCUAUAGUAUACUUAAAUGGAAAGAAAAUUGAAAAAGCAAGUGAAAUAAAAAAUUUAACCAAGUCCACUUCCCAGCAGUUGUAUGCUGAUGUGUUGAGACUUAUGACCCUUGACCAAGCUGGCAACACUGCUUAUGGGUUCAUGUGUUCCUGCAUUUGGCAAGGUUGUAAGCCUUACCAGUUGGACAUCCCAAUAUAUGAUCCUUUUAAACUCUACAAAAAAACACCUGGCUGUUUUCCUGUUGCAAGUAAACAGGCAAUGCUUUUGUGUGACAUAGAUGCUAGUCUUGUGGUUGAAGAUACAACAUACAAAAUUACAUUUAAAAGCGAAGGGCAGACUAAUAUUGUAUCUUGUAACAAAAAGAUGUUGUUUUGUGGGAAUCAAAGAGUUGUUCCUGUUAGUGGCAAAGUGAAGGUUCACUUAAGGAAGAUAUUUGCCAAAAAUACCAAUACAUGGCUGAUCUUAAUGGUGCAGGUUCCUCCUUCAUUAUCAUGUGACACAACACCCAAUGGUACCCAACAACAUCACAUCACCACAGCAGCAGACCAGCUCUCACCACCUCAGGGUACUCCUGCCAAGAAAAUUUCUAUUCUUCCACAAACCAUUUCAACAAAAAAUUCUUCCAAGUCAACACUUUUGCCUGGUGCAGCAGCAGAUCCUCACCAGGUAACCAGAUGGCUUUCUGAAAGUGAUAUAGUGCUGAAGCCACAGUACACCUCAUCAACCUGUGUUUCCAGAAAGGAGGUGAAAUCAGACCAUGGCCAGGCAGCAACCAACAGUAACAUUGUGCUUAAUGGAGAACACACAAAGCUCCUCCCUGGAAGCCCUUGCAUGUCAGAACUGAGUGUUGGGAGUACUUUGGAAGAGGAAUCACCAGUGGGUACAUCUAAUGUGGAAGUGCUGGUCCAGUUCACUGUCAAAGAAGACCUGUCAUCAAAUUCCAAAAGUGUAAUCUCUCAAGAUAGUCAGAAAACACCUCUCAGGAUUGUAAAGAAUUGCAAUGGAGUUUUGAAAAAUAUAGGUGAGGCAUUUAUACUGGAGACACAAUUGAAGGGGAAGCAAGUGCAAAUAGAAAUGAGGAAAUCACCAUGGAUAGCUUUUGAAGAUGGCAGAGGUCAAAGAUGUCAAGUACCCAUGUCAGAUUUAUCUGUAGGGUUUGAUGCACAUUUUGUAGACAUCCCUCAAGUUGGACUAGUUGGUCAUAUUCUAGCUCUCUGGACUGGGAAGAAACCUCUGAAAGCCUCAUUUGAGAAUAGUACUUACUACUUUGAUGCACCUGCAAUGUACCAUGGCUCAAAUAAGGAGGGAUGCCUUGAAUUCACAGUGUUGCUUGAGGGAAAAUCCCUCGGCAUCACUACAACAAGUACCACUGCAUUAUUUGAAGCAUCUGGUGAGCAAUGUACCUCUUUGACUCCACUCUCUCAUGUCUUCCUUCACCUGAGUUUGACACAAAAUACAUGGACACUGUUCUUGGUGGUUCUUCAGCCAAACCACAAAACUUCAAAUUUAACCCAGGAAGCUAAUAGAUUGUCUCCCAAACUGUCAUCCACACCAGAGUCUGACACUGUGAGAAGUCUGCUGAACUUACAAGCAGAGACCAAGACAAAUUAUGUGUCUGCCACACACAAAACUGCCCGUGAAUAUGGAUUUACACACUACCUGAAGAACCUCUAUGGAACCCUGACAGAGAAGGGUGGAAAGAGAGUUAUAUGUGCUCUUAAUAAAGACGUUCCUCUGUCAGUACAAGUCCCUGAGGAUUGUGUUGUGGAUAUAGAUGCAGUUGCUACGAAUGUUAGAAAAGUUUCCCUUGAAACUAAGCUCCGUUUUGAUGCUUUUUGUGAGGACUUGGACAGUUUAAGUUACUGGGCAGCCAUAGUAUGGUUGAAAAAAAAGGCACAAAAGUGUGUAGCACCGACAGGAUGUAUAUAUCAUUUAAAUGUGGGAGGUAAGUGCCUCAACUCCAGUGACAAGGAAGUUAGAUUUGAAUUCACUUUAGCAAAUAAAAUUGAGCAGGUGGUAUGCAAAAAUGCUUACGUUAUCAUGCCAGAUGGAACUUUCCAAGCCCUAAGGAGCCUCAGGGCAGGCACACCUGUUCAUGCUAACCUAGUGCAGCAUAAGCAAAAUGUUUGUAUAAAUAAUUUCAUCUAUGUUGAUGCAACUGUUCAACUCUCACCAACUUCCAUGGCAGCAGAGAGAAAUCUGGAGGACAGCUCUGUGACAAGAAGUGUAAUUAAGACUAUGAAUGAAGAGAAGUUACAGCUUCCUCCUAGUCCUUCAGUAGAUCUUCUUAAAAGUAAAAAUGAGAGAAAUCCAGAGAACAGCAGUGUGACAAGAAGUAUAACUAAGGCAAUGAGUGAAAAGUUAGAGCCUCCUUGUGGUUCCAUAGAUAACACUGAGAAUAGCAGUGUGAAAUUAAAGUCAGUGACUGGAGAUGUAAAGGAAGCGGCAUCUCCUGGACCUCAACCACUAACUCCACCGAAUGAGUAUGACAUAGCAAAGGGAACAAUCAGUGAGCUAGAGCAUGAUCAGUACAUCUUUACAAGUGAAAAUGGUGAUCUCAGAAUUAAUGUAAAUCCAAUGAAAAUUGCUGUAGAUCCAGAAGCAAGUCCUGAAUCACCACUGGGAGAGUUCUAUUUGGUGUACCACAAGAAGACCAAGGUGGGGAAGUGUGGGUGGUACCGGCAGCAGACCCACCAAGCAUACCUGCAGCACCAUAUGCUUGUUCACUCUCACAACUUGGACAGCAGGAUCAUAACCCUAGCACUGCCUGACCACUCCAGUCUUUACAACUUCCUCUUUGAUAAUGAAAUAACAGUUGCAGCAAGCCAGGUUGAAUGUAGAUUUCAUCCUCUCAAACCAGGGAAGAAAGUGCAUGCUAUUAUUGAGGACAUAAAGCCUGUCCUCAUUGAUGGUCAUGUCAUAAGCCAUCGCAUAGUACUUAUGACUUCAGUGAAGGAAGUAGCUGUUGUCUGUUUGAAUUUCUUAAACCAUUCCUUCUUUGGCAGUGAAGAAAAGGAAGUUUUAAGUAAUGGAUCAGCUGUGGGUGUGAAUCAACCCAAGAACAAUAAUGAGCCAUGUGGGGACAGUUAUGGUAUAGACUUUGAUGGAUUAUUUGGAUUAAACCUGCUGGAAGAAAAGCAUAAGGCUGAAGGCAGUGUAAGUGAAUCUUCAAAAUUUCUCAUUACUUCAGAAAAUAGUGUUAGUCAACACCAAGUAAAUAAUUUGCUUGACAGACAUCAUGAAGACAACAUGCCUGAUGUAGAUGGAGAGGGAGACACACUGAGGGAACUUGUCAACACCAAGCAUCCAAUGGUAGUUUCCAAGAACUACAUAACUAGAUAUGUAACCCUCUGUGGAGAAAUACGGCAAGAAAGUUCAGGCACCUAUGUGUUUUGCAGUGGAAAAUUACCAUUUCCUGUACAGGUAACACCCAGCAUCCCACACUGUGAUGCCACUGUGUGUGAGAGUCAGGGGACAAAAUUCAUGCUGGCUCGUAAAAGGUGUGCCAAAGAAACAGGAUUGAUAGAUCUUGAACCCCUUGUUGUUUGGCCACAAGAGAGAAAGUGUAAUCCAUACAUUGUUGUAACCUAUAAAGUUUCAAGAAGGAAAAACUUGCUCUUGGUUAAUGAUGCUGUCAAUGAAGAAGAGAAGUGCUAUUUGUUUAACUACAAUGUGGUGUUUUCACUCAAGAAUAGUUAUAAGCUCAAUGAAGUACUAGAUUCCUAUUCUAAACAAAAAAAAAUGCUAGUACUGUAUGCAGUAGUGGAGAAGAUCCCACCUUUUCAAAAUAAGCAGAAUUUAGAAGGAAAUAUACUUCUCUUGACAACAAGCAAAAAUGUAGCUGUAGCCUCUAUAGAUGUCUUUAUUGGCAGUUGUCAUGAAGAAGAGUUGUCCUUUCAGCUGCCACAUAAUCCUGUUUUACAAAUGCUGCACCUGCACAAGAUCAGGGUGGACCGAGCCUCAAAGUGCAAGAGAGGCUCAACCUGCUAUUACUCUGUGAGAGAGAGCAGCUUCAACUCUAGCUUGAAGUCAGUUGGAGGCUGCCUUGAAGAUCACACAGAUGACUUUGCCAUCAUGCGUUGUGAUAAAAGGAACUACACAGCUGUGUGCCUUCUUUCUAACAUCUACUAUCAAGGUGAAACUAUAACAUCCUGGAAGACCAUCCCCAAACACCACUGGAAGAAUUUCUGGGCAAUCAUAUUACCACUAGAUGAUACAGUUCAGGAGGCCAAAUGGGAAGUGGAUGCUGUGGCUUUUAUAGCAUGGUGCUGUCGUGGCCCCAGAGUGCUGGCACUGCACCAGUGUUACUACCAUGUGCAAACACCUUAUGUGCCUUACCUUGGAAUUGAGGAGAGUCAGGAGGCAACACCCACCAAUCUACCACAAUUACAGAACUCCUCACAUUCCUCUCCAAGCUUUACAGGAAGAGGAAUGUCUCUGUCAGAACUAGAGUCUUGGCAGUGUCAAGCAGGAAACACCAUAGUUGCCUUUCAUGAUAGUAUUUUGCAGUCUUGUGGUUUGACAAAACUGAGUGGUAAAAUAACUUUGGUGGAUGGAGCAGUUGUUCUCUUUACCAGUACUGAGAAUGAAGUGGUGAAAGGCAAAGUUUCAGAUAUAUUUAUCAAAGGUGAAAGAUGUGACUCUGUGAAAAAAAUAGUUGGUGAAAUAGAUCAAAACUUCACUCUUGUGGCACAAAAAUGUUUUCCUACUGUUUACUUGGAGAAAUUCAUACAAAUGGAAGUUAUCAUUGGAUUCACUGCUUCUCUGAAAGGAAUUGGGAUCCAUGUUUGCAAUAAACAUGCUUGUAUAUUAGAAAGCAGCUUUCUUAAGGAAGAAUUUGCAAUUGCAGAGGAAGCUUUUCAUGAUAUUGCAGUGGUGUGUGAGCAAUCAAAUCAGUGUUCAAACUACUAUCUAUCUAAGAUAGCAGUGCUGGAAGAUGAAACACCCACACUACCAGAAACUGUAAGAGUUAUGAAGCACACACUUUGUUAUGGCAUUGUAGUGGACAUAGAUAAGGAGACUCCUGACAAAGUAAGAGUGAGUCUUCAGCAGGGACCAGAUUCCGUCACUCUGCCUGUGUCUCGUAGCCGCCUGAUGGGCCUCCAUGGGGAUCUUUCCCUCCUCCAUGCUGUUGGACACAAACUGAAGGUGAUCCUCAACACGGUAACAGGAGAUGAAAAGGAAGAAUACAGGAUUCUCUUGGGUUGGGGAAAUUUCACUAAGGACUCUGGCAUGUCUUCUUAUUCCACUCUUAUACCUGAUAGGUCCUGUUCCCAAAAAUCCAAGUUCCACUGCUGUCCAAGAGGCAUUGAGGUGAAAGAGUUUCAAAAUGUGUACAAUAGUAAUAUGUUUGAGGUCAAAAGUCUCUAUAAAUUGAAAAAAAUUGAUGUAGAGUCCGGCAGAGGAUUCUUUCAUUACUGGCUAGAUGAAAAACCUAUAACUUGUAAAAUAGAAUUUAUAGUAGGGUGGCUUAAAGUUGACAGAGUUCAAGAAGAACUCUGGAAUUUGCUGAUGGCUAAAGGACCUCAGAGUGAGGAAGAAUAUCCAGAGGCUUUGGCAGCAUGGCAAGGUGACUGUGAUUCCCUAGUUGUUGAAAUUUGUGAUGUUCAUGGCACACAUGGGUUGUAUGUGCCACAAGAAGACAAAACAAAAACAGAAAACAAAUUUAUUCCAAUAUCUCAUAAGAGAGGAAGACGAAACAGUGAGCCCACACAGACUGACCUACUAGCCAGUUUUCAGUCAGUGCCACACUCCAAGUCCAGGCGCAACAGUGAGCCGCUGAAUGUAAGUCUUUCUGUCAGUAUGAAAUUGAGACAAUCAGACACUAUUGAAGAGGAUGAUCUAAUAUUAUCAAGAUCACUUCCCACUGUUAGUGACCAUCCUUUAAAUAGUGGACUUGAUAUGAGUAAGGAUCACAAGAAAGUUUUACCCUCUAAUUCUGGUUCUAUCACACUGCUGUCUAUAAAAGAGGACUCUGUGGCAGAGGAAGGAAAAAUGUACCCUCCCUUAGAAGACAUGGAGCAGUUCCACCAUGAUCAGCAAUUGUGCAAUUCCUUACUGUGUGAUGAAAAAGAUGAAAAUUUCCUUAGCCUGGAAAGUGAAGGAGACAGUAGCAACUUAAUUGUUAAACCUAAAGUGACUACCAUCACAUCAAAUUCAUUUCUGUGUGUGGACAACCAUUGUGGUUUGCUUAUUGAUCACUUGUCUCAAACUGUAGCAUUGGUGAGGCAAGGAAACCUUUAUAUCAAUAAGGUGAAGCCCAAGGAAUCAUUUAAACUAUUAUCAAGCAUCAAUAAUCUUGGGAUUAUAACAGCAGUGGUAGUUCCUUUGGCCUCUCCUUGUACACUAGCUGACCUGGAGGUCACCCACGAGGCAGUUGUAGCCUGGCUUGGCUCUAGACCACCAGGGGUUGACAGCAUGGCAAAGAAUAUAAGUAUGAUAUCUAGUCAGCCAGAAAGUAUUUUGCAGGAGAAAACAGAAGGAAAACUUGAUUGGGAUCUAGACAAACCUUAUACCUCAUGGGACACAACAGUUACACUGAAAGUUCUGCUUAGAAAAACAGAGACUAUUUUUGGUUGUGUGGAACAAUAUGCUGAUCAUUAUGGCAUUUUAUUAAGUGCUACAGGAUCAGUUUUGUUUGAUAGGCAGCUGCUUGGUGGGACACUGCAGAGAGAGGCAGCAUCAGGUACGCAGUCUGAUAAAGAGAACCUCAAGGCUUUGGCCCUUGAGCUUGAACAGCCAGUUAAGGUUUUAGGUUUUGAAAUAGAAAAGAUUGCUGCAGUGGUCUGGAGUGAAGGAAGUCCUGUGAUCGAUGCUGACUCUGUAGCAAAAAAUUUGAAUGUGUACAAGAUGAACUGGAAUGUGGAAUUCAUAGGUACUUUUGACCAAUUAGAGCUGGAAGAAUUCACUAAAGAUUUGCAGCAAAAUAGAGUGGAAGACAUGACUCUUGCUGAUGAGUGUGAGUUAUUCAAGUUAAUGGAUGAGUGUGGUAUCUUGAAAGUGAAGAACUCGGAGACCAAAGUUUUCUUCCAUAAGAAUGUUAUGUUGGUGAAUAAUGAAACAUUGACCAAAGAAAAAUGGAAAGAUACUCUUCAGCUGCUCAUGGAACAGGAGCAGACAUGGCAUUGUAGUGGUCAGCAGCUCACACCACAGGAGAGGGAGAGUGUUAAGGAGAAGACUGGGGAGGAAGUCCAAUACAAGGCUGAAUCGGUAUGGUGCACAACAGGCCCCUCAGCUCUCGGGGUUCAGGCAAGUGCCACAACAGUUCCUAGUACUGCAUUGAUGCUAAACACUUCAAAUGCAACCUCUGUAGAUUCAGACCUCCAUACCACUCAGCUUACUGAGGAUACUAACAGCUGUACUGGCACAACUCUCAUGGAAAGCAUGCAACCUUCCACUAAGAGAGUAGGCUGUUCUAGUGUCCAGCCUGCCCAUCCAUCAACUCCAUCUAGCUGGUCAGAAUUUUUACUGCAGAACAAAGCAAAAACAAAGGAAAUUCUUAAAGACAUUGAGAUCUUUCCACAGCAUACAAAACUGCAUAGUCUUCCUCCUCACCCCGGCAGCUUGUGGGCUACAAGACCAUCCUUGAGAAUUAACCCUGGUAGACAAGAGACGAUAUCUGAGUGCACUGUCACAAGUUAUGCAGAUCAUUGUGGUAUUCUAAUAAGUGCUGGUGGACCCAUUUUGUUUGACAGGAACCUGAUCAGUAUGAUGCAGCAGGAAGAGGCAGCAUCUGGCUCAGCUCAAACAGAGCAGAAGAAUCUGAAGGCCUUGGUGUUUGACCUUGAGCAGCCUGUUAAGGUUCUAUCAUAUGAAGUUAGAAAAAUUGCAAUGGUUCUGUGGAAUGGAGAGAAACCUGAAGUUGAUAAUGAUCUUCUUUCUAAAAGCUUGGAUGUGUAUAAGCUGAACUGGAUUGUUGCCCUUACAUGCAAUGAGUCAUUAUUAACAAAAAGGUUCAAACUCAAGCAAAAUGUGUGCAGGUCAUUUAUUCCUGUUUCAUUCUCAUAUGUUGAUACUUCAAAUUUCCACGAAGUUAUAUACUGUUGUUCACAAGAUUGUAGUGUGAGGCAGUUCAGAGUUACUUCAUGUCUACUUGAAGUUGUUGUAUUGGAGCACCAGGAUGAUCUGGUCCUGGCCAUGAUGGAUGAUGUGAAGUGCAGUGAAGAUGAACUGGAAGAGGGCAGGCAUCUCUGGGUCAUAAGUGUCAAGUUAGUUGAACCUUUUAAUUAUUCUAGUUUCUGUAUCACUCACUUUGCCCUGCUAGUGUACUCUGGGGAGACAGAACCUCCUGAGGCUGCCACCAUCAAGUUGAAGUGGAGCAGAGGAGAAAUAGAAAAAGUACUUCCAAUUGCAAGGAAGAUCAGUUUUGGAUUAGGACAUGCAAAUAUUAGAAUAAAAGUUGACAGGCCAUCUGAAGUGAAGCCAUUCCUCAUGGACCCAUUCUGGCAUCUUACAAAAGACAAACCUGAAGCAGGCAUGAUGUUUGCUGUAGAGUGUGAAGUUAUCAGAUUAAUAAAGAACUCUGGCAUCUUGAAAGUAAAGGGAAGAUCACUAAAGGGGAUGGAAGUCAAGAUAUAUUUCCGAAGAACUGCUGUUGUGGUCAACUCUACACGCCUACAAAAUACUAUUCCCUUAGCUGAACAGUUGUCUCAUCUACAAGAUCAGACCUGGCGUUGCACCUGUGUAAGGCUGAAGCCAUUUGAGGUAGAAUCUGUGAAGAAGACUGUGGAUGAUGAUGUACAGUACAAAGCUAAGUUAGUGUGGUGUGAGGUUUACCUCCCAGAGCAGAAAAUCCAGAUUCCUGAGGAGAAAGGUGUGACCAAAGCAGUCACUAGCACUGCCCUGACACCACCAACAACAAGUCAGUCUGGAAGUGCAAGAGCAUUGACUAGGCAUGACCAAGUGGAGGACAUGGAGGGGUUGUGUGCUGUGGAUAGGCCCCUCAGCACUGGCACCAAACCAAAGAAGAAACCUAGGAAAAGGAAGAGAGCUCAAGAUGCCAAGGAUAACUCAGGUCAAGAGCAGAAGCCGAGUGCGCAGCCAAGCACAAGGGUGGGACAUCUCACUGAAGUUCACCGCACUGUUGCUCAGGUAGCACUGGAGGAUGAGCAGCUCAAGUAUGUGGCCCGAGACAAGUGCUUCCUCUACGGCCUGUGUCUUGGCAAGGUGGAGCUGUGGCAUGUGCUCUCCAUAGGACUGACUAUGAACUAUGAGCUGACCGAGGAUGGGAAAGAACUGAAGAAGGCAUGGUUGGGUGAGGCAGAUCUCUUGGAACCAGCAGUACUUCUGGACACUGUGCGUGAUUGGUGUCUUAUCAAUAAUGUCUCAUCUUCUGCUACCACAGUUCUGCUGUUGGAAGCUGGGUGGCUGCCCUCAGAACUCACUCCAACUGUUGCUGCCGAGGAGAAUGUAGACGUGGUGGAGGUGUCAUCUCCUCAUUUUGGUUCAGGCUUCCCAGGUCACCUUUGAAUGCUGGCAGCAUCCUGGCCUUUUUUGCUGGUGGUAAUUGUUAGAUCCUGUCAGUGAACAUCAAAGAUAAUUUUUAAUGUUGUAUAACACUCAUCCCCAAAAAUCCAAGGAAAUUAUUCUGCACAUUGUAACAAAUAAUGAUAAUUAUUGUUAAGGAAGGAUAAUCCUACCACUAUCCAACCAAUUCCCUUGUGUAGCUUAUAUGUAUUAUAAUCCUGAGAGAAACCAAAAGAGAUGGUGUUCCCUUGGUGCUUUUUGUGAUUGUGAAGCUGUGAGUAAAAUUAGUUUUUUAUUUCAGACCUAAAGUGGCUUGUGAAACGAUGGGCCACUUUGGUUUUUCAUUGAAGAUUAUUUGGUAUUUGUAUAUUUCCGGUCACAAACCUGGCAUUAAGAUGUUUACUUAUACACGUACAUGCUCUAAGAUAGCACAAAACUUUUCGUUUGGGUUUUAGUUUUAUGAUGCAGUGCAAGAUUUUCUGUGAUUCUAAAAGAUUUGCCUUUACUAGUAAAGCUGUGAUAAUUACAUUAAUCCCUGUAAUCUUGAUGCUCAAAGCAAUGCCCUGACCAUGACAGCUGGAAUAAGACAUAACUGUUUUGUUGCAUCUUCAACCAAUAACUACAGAUGAAAUUUAAUUAUUGGCACCUUUUCCUUGUUGUUUUCAAUUAAUUCUGUAAAAGUUGGUAAUGGAUGACUUGUGAAAAACUGUUAGUCAACAAAUGUUGCACUUGCACCCUGGCUCUCACUCCUGAAACCUUAUUUAAACUUAAAUAACUUAGUAUAAUUGAGAUAUAAUAAUGCUGUGCAGUAUUAAAAAAUUUAUAAUGAAAGAACAGUUUUGCAUAUGUGUAGUAUGUUACUGAAUUUACUUCCUCAGAAGAAAUUAUAAUAAUUUAUUCUUCUCUUUAGUGGUUUCACCAUAUAGGAAUUGCAUUUAUGUACUUAAAUGUAAUGAUAUUACUUUCUUAACUGUAACAUCACAUAAACAACAUGCACAUUUAGUGUCAAGUGCUCAGAGUGCAGGAGUGACCUGUGGUUGUAAAAAUAUUUAGGAAGUUUCUCAUGUGAUAAAUCUUGUAAAGAUAGUAAGAAAAGUGAGUCAUAUUGAAGCAUUCUGUGAUACUGGAAAGAUUCCCUCCAUUGUACGCAAUUCAUCUUUUUAGUAUGUCACGGUGAAGAACAUGCAGAUUAAAACGUUUCUGCAUUGUAUCAGUAGAACAAUUAGAGGUUUAUUGUAGUUUUAACCGCCACUAUAUAUUUAGUUUAUCGUCAUUGUAGUGUGUGUGUGUGUGUGUGAGUGUGUGUGUGUGUGCGCGCAUGAUUUUUUUUUUGCUACAUACUACCUGUUUGAUUAUAUAGUGAAUAUUUAUAUUAUAUUAAAAAUGUAUUAGCUUAUAGUAUAUUUAAGAUGUAUUGGCUAUCUUUUAAGUAUACAGUGAGUAUUGAAGCCAUGUGGUAUAUUUUCUUAAGUUUAUUUAAGAAGUUGGCUCGUAUAUCAUUUGUAUGGUAUAAUUUUACCAGUGUAGCAAUUUCCUUGGGCUUUCAGAGAUUUUAACCACUUAUACUGAGUGUUGGAAAUGUGUAUAUUGCAAAAUUUACUUUGAGUUACUGUGUAUACAAGCUAUCUUGUUUUCUGCAUUGCUGUUAUGAGCAUUACUUGUAUAGGAUACUCAUACACAGAUAUGGUUUUGAUUUCUUUUCUUCAUGGAGCUCUAGCAACAUCAUGUUAUACGUGCUUUCAAAGUUCGGACUCACGUAUCAAGCCAAGUGCUGUUAAUCUCAUCCUUGUGCUCCUCUGAAAUUAAGAUUGUUUCAUGAUCAUGUAUAUUUGAUUAACCUUUACCAGUGAUAGUAUUUAAAACAAUAUCUUCUCUAGUUAUGAAAUCAAUACCUUCUCUAGUUAUGAAAAUUUUUAAGUGUUAUGGUACUAUAUUGAGUUCAUUUUUUUCUUGUUCUUAGUCUUCUGAUUAAACAAAAUGGUGCUGAUCUUUUGAUAAAGAAUGCUGCUCUCAGGUGGUAAGUGUGGCAGCAAUUAAGAUCCUUAUUUUUGUUCAAUGAAUACUGAAGGUAGUCACUUAUAACCUUGAGUGUAUCCUCUGUGAUUGCUAUACUUUAUAUCAAUUAAUAAAUAUAUCAAUACAA